Trypanosoma brucei brucei TREU927 is the source of this 645-nucleotide messenger RNA. RefSeq lists its product as hypothetical. The transcript has a single exon. Bases 1 to 645 code for a protein of 214 amino acids. Lineage: Eukaryota; Euglenozoa; Kinetoplastea; Trypanosomatida; Trypanosomatidae. The record is from RefSeq and is a predicted model, not a curated record.
AUGGGUGAUUUCGCGCUCAUCUCGAUGAACGGGGAUCGUGUGUUUAUAUCCCUCGACCCGGUCUUCACAUCUCAGUCGUUGUGGCUGCAGGCGGCGGAGGGCCUCGGCGAGCGCGAGGGUGUCGUACCGAUUGCCAGCACCGAAACACUGCACAACCUUGUUGAGUACAUGGCCUUUCAGGCCAAGCGUAUGGCUGGGGUUGCAGAGGGCGAGUGUAAGGGGGGGCAAACUGUGACAUUGCCUAUUUCAUGCACUACAUGUAGUGGAAGUGGGGGACUCGGGUACGACGUGCAUUCGCUACUCCCCGAUCAUGACAUCGCUUUUCUUGAUCGCUUUGGUGGAACAGGGGGCGUUUGGGAGGUCGAGCAACAGGAGAAGCUCAUGGAGUUGAUGGCUACUGCAGACUUUGUCGGCCACGGGCGGCUGAGUAGGUUAUGUGCCGUGUACAUUAGUUGUCGACUAAUGUCUGCCACGGAGUCGGACAUCUUGUCGUGGUUUUCGGUUUGUGGAGACCGGUGUGGUGGCGUCGCUAGUGCGGAUCCGGAAGCGGAUGAUGGCAACCGCGCGGGUGAGAGGGUUCUUAGGGAUGCCGAGCGCUUGCGCAUUCUAAAUCAAAUGAGGAAAUACAUUGAGAUUGAGGAUUAA